This is a messenger RNA of Linderina pennispora, 1772 nucleotides long. RefSeq lists its product as uncharacterized. The coding region runs from base 239 to 1663 and encodes 474 amino acids. The record is from RefSeq and is a predicted model, not a curated record. The transcript has a single exon. Lineage: Eukaryota; Fungi; Kickxellomycota; Kickxellomycetes; Kickxellales; Kickxellaceae.
UUUUGCUUUCUUUUCUCCCAACUACUCUUUUUCACACCUACUCGUUUUAAAGUAACAUAUUAUCCUGCUGGUCUGGACAUCAUACGACAAAUAAACAUACUCAGGCAGUAGCUUUCUCCCCUCUUUCCUCUUCACCUCCGUCCUCUCCCCUCUCCCUCCUUCCCUCACUACCUACACACUUGUAUCCUCUCCCUCUCACCUCACAUUCCUCCUUUCAUCCGCGUUAUACUAUUAUUCAAUGGCAGGCUCUGGUCGUGUUCAAGCAGACGACAAUUUUGAUAUUGAUGACUGGUACGACGCGUCACGUCGUAGCCGAGGCGUUUCUAUGAUGCCGGCGAGCAACCCGCAGCUCGUCAAUUAUCAGAACAUGCACGUAGCCAACCCCAUGCCGCCCCAGAGCCGCUCAAACCAGCAGCAACAGCAGAGACACCCACCACAGAGCAACGGGUAUAAUGUGGAUUCGUAUUAUCAUGGCAGCCACAACGGUCCGCCAGCCAGUGCCCAGCAGUCGGCGGGCUAUUAUGGUGGCUACGGCGAUAAUGACAACAAUGAUAUCAGUUACUCGAGUGGCCAUUAUGAGCCAGUCCACUAUCCUGGCGACCGUGGGCCGCCACGCAUGCAGCAGCAGCAGCAGCAGCAGCAGUAUGGCCGGGGGCCCGCACCGCAGGCUCCUACAUACCAGCAGAUUGCGUCAACUCAUGGAAACUACCAGAAUGGGGUAUAUCCACUUGGAGUGGCUCCACCGAUGAACAACGGGUCCCGUCCAUCAACUGGUCGCUCAAACAUGAGCAUGGGACACACUGCCCCUGACCCAGGAAUGGAGUCACGCCCCCAGACCGCGCGGUCAGACAAGAGCACAACACCGCUGAACCCAAAUGCAGUCGUCCUCUCCAACCUACCCAAGGGUGUCAAAGCAUCAAGCGAGACUAGAUACUCUCCCCCACCCCCGAUCAGCACUGCCAAUACCAGCUCGACGCUACACUCAAGGCAUGGCAAUGUCAGCUCGCCAUACUCGCCCGUGGCACCCAAGUAUGGAGCAUCCCCUUCAACCGAAUACCUAUCCACUGUCAAGAGCCAGCAGCCGCUUCUUAACAGCAGCCACUCACAUGGCCACAGCGAUAUGACUACGGUCGACCUGUCAAAUGUCAGGUCUGGUGGCGGCUACCAGCCCCCAGAACGUCCGAUCACCUCGUCCACGACUCGUUACAAUGCGUCACAGCUCGCAAGAGGAAAAUCCGUUAAUGACCGCUAUGAGCAGCGCAAAGCUGGCGGUGACUCGGGCGUGGGCGAGUGCUGUGAAUGCUGCUGUGGGGGGUGUAUGCGCUGCGCAUGCUGCUCCGUCUGCUGCUGCCUCGGCCCGAUCAUCACUUGGAUAUUAGUUAUUCUUGUCCUGGUUGGCAUUGCGCUGGCGCUGUACUUCAACUGGGACAAGAUCAUCGGCGCGGUCAAAAACAAGGGAGCGGCAGCCGCUGCCUCUGUUGCAUCCACUGCUGCGACUCCAUCAGCUGUGCCUGUCUCUACUGCUGCCCCGCCUGCCGCCCCGCCUGCCGCUGCUACUAAUGCUGCUGCUGCUGCUGCGGCUGCCGCCGCCUCUGCUGCAGGACUCCCACCUGAGGCUGUAGCUGCCGAAGCAGCAAUCGCCGCUGCUGCCACCCCUGCUUAAAGACAUUAUCGUAGUUUUGUGUUAGUUACACUGUUAUUUUUAGGACACUCGUAAAAUGCAACACGUCGUAUCUUUAGUAGUCCUUCCAUCCAGUGACAUCAAGGCGAGC